Messenger RNA from Arabidopsis lyrata subsp. lyrata, 1028 nucleotides. RefSeq lists its product as uncharacterized. Gene Ontology annotation, molecular function: RNA nuclease activity. Gene Ontology annotation, biological process: regulation of gene expression. Lineage: Eukaryota; Viridiplantae; Streptophyta; Magnoliopsida; Brassicales; Brassicaceae. The record is from RefSeq and is a predicted model, not a curated record. Bases 456 to 1028 code for a protein of 190 amino acids. The transcript has 5 exons. Gene Ontology annotation, cellular component: peroxisome.
CUCUUUCGUUCAUACCUUGAAGGUAAGCCAUACUUAUUCCGAUUAACUUUGUAGAAAAUAUCAGAGUAAACUCAAAUUUCUGCUUUCUCGAUCGUAAGAGUUGACGAGUUGAUCACUUGACCUUAUUUCUCUCCUCUUGUGCAUCGCCGAAGAAACAGAGACAUCGGAAUCGGAAUUCAAAUUUGGAGAGAUGAGACGAAGAGAACCACCGGAUCUGAAAAUCGCCGCCGUUUCCGUCAAUUAACUUUUCCUCCGAUUCUCUUUCGUUCGUUCAUACGUUGAAGAUAAAUCGGAAUCGGAAUUGAACUUUGGAGAGAGGAGACGAAGAGAACCACCGGAUCUGAACAUAGCCGCCGUUUCCGUCAAUUAAUUUUUCCUCCGCUUCGCUUUCGUUCAUACGUUAAAGAGGAAGAAACAGAGACAUCGGAAUCGGAAUUGAAAUUUGGAGAGGGGAGAUGUUGAAAUUAGGAAGGUUUAGUGGGCUAUUUACCCAAAGGUCUCUAAUGGGCCUAGCAUCUUCUGCUGGAUAUAACCUACGCCGAUGCUCGAGUGAACUUGCCAAGAAUCUCGUGUAUUGGGAUACCGAAAACUGUGGUAUCCCAAUAUACGUUCAACAUGAAAAGAUUCAAGACAACAUUACGGCUGCGCUUCGCAAUGUUAAUCUUCUUGGUCCCGUUCACAUUGAGGCGGUGGGAAAUCCAAAGGAAUUACCUCGCGGCGCCGCUAGUCACUUUGACUCUUCUUCCUCCGGUAUCAACUUCACCAGAAUCCUCUCAGGAAGAAGAAAUGCAAGUGAUCUUCUGAUUAAGUCAAAGAUCCUCUCUUGGGCUGAAGAGAGACAUGAAAUUGCAAAUCUAUUACUAAUAGGCGGUGAUCACGGGUAUGGCUCUGUUUUAAAGCUACUGAGAUGUCAAGGACACAAUGUCCUCUUGGCACAGAUCUGGGAAAGUUCAUCAAUGGAAUUGUUAGAAUUGUUUCCUUAUAUAAAUACUAUACAUUGUGUCCUUGAGAUCUCAGUAAGCCGCUAA